AUGCCUCUCCCAGAAUUUUCCGACGAGCUCGUCCUGAUGAUAGCCCGCGCCGCCGUGCCGUCCGUCCUGUUGGCGAAAGCCAUCCACCGCCCAGGAGGCGGAAAGGCCGACAAGAUCAUCGCGGUGAACGGCGGUGACUUCCAGGUCGCCAUCGCUUUCCUCUCCUUCUCCUUCUCGCACAGCGAGAUUUUGCAGGAGGUGAGGAACUCCACCACCCUACGCAUCGAAUCUUGGCUCAACGGAGAGGAGGAGGGAGGUGAUGAGCGAAAGCCAAACCUCCCUGUGGACACCUCCAGCUUCCUCCGCGCCAUCGACAAAUUCGAGGUGAGGGACAUGGAGUUUACCGCUCUCCUGGCUCCCGGAGAAGAAUACAGCAACGACUUCAUCACCUACCUCCAUCCAUACAUGAAGCACAUCCUGCGGUACACCCUCGCCUUGGAGCGCGACGCAACAAGAGCCGACAAGGUCCUCCGCAAGAAGAUUCUCGUCCACAGCUACCUCACGCCAGACUCGCGCGAGCUUUCUCCAUGCCAAUGGGUUCCCGGUGCUCUGUCCUCGCCCUGGCCCAGCUUCAUUUGGGUCGUCAACUCCGCCUUGGACGUCGCGCAGAUGAUCGCAGACUACGGGGAUAGCACCUUUGCCGACGCGUUUGGAGACAUCUCCAUCGCCCUGAGCAGGAGCGUCAACGAAAAGCUAGAACUGCUAAAGAAGAUGGACAUCAUCUACGGACCUGAGCCCCCAAAGGACAAGAUGCAGGAAUGGAAGAGACCCUAUACGGUCUCCGUGUGGUCGCAGAUGCAGGGACUGAUUCGCGAGCACGAUUGGGUCAAGGUGCAUGAGGAGGACAUGACGAACACAAGCUUAGCUGAGAGGCGUCGGGAGAGGUACGGUGACGAAGAUGAAUGA
Lecanosticta acicola is the source of this 906-nucleotide messenger RNA. The record is from the annotation of a GenBank genome assembly. Lineage: Eukaryota; Fungi; Ascomycota; Dothideomycetes; Mycosphaerellales; Mycosphaerellaceae.